Helianthus annuus (common sunflower) is the source of this 2614-nucleotide messenger RNA. RefSeq names its product bifunctional TH2 protein, mitochondrial. The transcript is spliced from 7 exons. NCBI's taxonomy places the organism in Eukaryota, Viridiplantae, Streptophyta, Magnoliopsida, Asterales, Asteraceae. The record is from RefSeq and is a predicted model, not a curated record. The coding region runs from base 557 to 2245 and encodes 562 amino acids. Gene Ontology annotation, cellular component: cytosol.
CCUUCCUUCCGGUGAUUCACUUCUGCGUUCAAAAGUCAAAAUCAUUGACUUAAAAUUCACCCUUUUCGGCCAUUAACAACGACUCGCUCAACUCACGAGUCUCUCAUGUCGGAACUUGACUCAUCUUCCUCUGAAUUUUCCAACCUACAUUUCGUGAUUCACAGGCUACCCAAUUAAAUCCCAACUGUUAAAUUUCAAUAUAUAGUGCCUCAAAUCACCGAUUUGUAUUCAAGGAAGGUGUUAUUUCAUGUGGGGUUUUUGUUAUUUGUAUGAAAGUUUCAACCUUUUUCAGUUUUUGAGAUCAUAAUUGCUGUUCAAAGUUUCAACCUUUGAAAAAACAUACCUCUGAAAACAACCAAUCGCAAUCCAAUUUAAUCUUGGUGUUGAAUUUGAUUAUUUGAGUGUAACUUGUCCCCAAUAAUUCAAUUGUAUUUAUUGGAGUUGUGGAUUGAUGUGGGCUUUUAUCUUGUUCAAGUUCAUCAAUUUUGGGUUUUGAAAGUCUUGAAAGAUCAAGUUUUUUUUUGCCCUAAAAGAUUUGGUUUUGUGAAUCUUGAAAAUGGGGGGUUUAGCAAUUAGGGAUGAAGGGGGGAUUGCUCAAAGUUUGUGGAAGAAAUCGACAAACGAAGCGAUUUUCGCUGUUUAUACGCCUUAUAUACUGUCAUUAGCAUCUGGGAAGUUGGAUUCUGGGUCUUUUCUUCAUUGUAUUUUUCAGGAUCUUCGGUUUCUUGAAGCGUCCGCUGAGGCGUUUGAAAUGGCAGAAGAAUUCUCGGAUGAUGACGACGACAAGGCUGUAAUUCGAAAGAUUAGAAAACGCGUGUUGAAGAAGAUGACUAUGUUUCGAUCGAUCGUCCAAGAAUGGGGAUUUGAGCUUCCAGCAGGGAACAUAUCGGACCGUGCGAUGAUCAAAUACACAGAUUUCUUGCUGGCUGCAGCCUCCGGAGAAUCGGUAAGAGAAAAGUUUCCCGGGAAAUUCGCAACCCCGUUUGAGAAAACUAAGCUUUCGGCAUACGCGCUUGCUGCAAUGGCACCUUCCAUGAGGCUUCAAUCGUUUCUAAGUAAGGAGAUACAAGCGGUUCUUGAACCCGAUGAAGACAAUCAUCUUUACAAAAAGUGGAUCGAUAGCUGUGCUUCUCAGAAAUUUGAGGAUUCUGCGUCCCAAAUUGAAGAACUUUUAGACAAGUUGACCGUAUGUUUGACCGGUGAAGAGCUUCAGUUUGUAGAAACAAUCUAUCACAAAGCAAUGAAGCUUCAAGUAGAUUUUUUCUCGGCACAACCAAUUAUCCAAAACACCGUUGUCCCCUUGUAUCAAGCUCGCGGAAAUGACGACCACAAUGUUUUGAUAUGUAGUGGUUACGACAUGACGUGUAGCGCUGUUGAUUCAGGUGCACUUCUUGCUGACGUGGCAAUUAUAAAAUCAUCAAAAACCGUAAAGUCGAACGGAUAUGAAUCCGGUGGUGAUGAAACUUCUUUAGAUAAUCUUCGGGAUAUUUGGAGCGGUCUUCAUCGUCAGUAUGUUGAAGAAUAUGAACAGUGUAUCGACAAUAUCAUGCUUAGUGAAAAAGUCGCUGAAUUCGACUUUGAAAGCCUGUGUAACGCACUUGCGCAGUUAUCAGAUAUAGAAAAUGCGGCGAAUUUACGAGUGGAUAACUCUGGUGUAUUGAAAGGAUUGCAUAUGGAUGAUGACAUCAAAUGGGCUGCCGAACACUUGAUUUUUCAAGAUGGGUGUCUUGAAUUCUUUAGAGAAAUUGAAAAACGCGAAAACGUUGCGAUUGAUGCUCAUAUACUUUCGUAUUGUUGGUCUGGUGAUCUCAUUAGGUCCGCCUUCAACUCAGGAGAUUCAAGAUUUCCCAAUGUGCACUCAAACGAGUUACUCUUCAGUGAAUCAAUAUCAACCGGUGAAAUCUUGAAAAAAGUUCAAUCGCCCAUCGAAAAGCUUCAAACGUUCAACAAUAUCUGCAACAACUCAAACAACAACGGCCCAAACAUAUCGGUUUACAUUGGCGGUUCAGUCGAAGAUCUGCUUUGUCUUUUGAAAGCAGAUAUCGGGAUCGUUAUUUCUCCAAGUGCUAAUAUUAAAAAACUUGGAGGUUUGUUCGGUUUUUCAUUCGUCCCAUUAUUUUCCGGUUUAGUGAAAAAACAAAUAGAGUUAAUCGAAGACGGUUCUCCUUGUUGGAAGGGUCUUUCAGGUACCCUUUACACAGUUUCAAGUUGGGCUGAGAUUCAUGCUUUCAUUUUGGGUGUAUAAUUGAGACCCAUAAAUAAAAUAAAAAAUAAAAAUUUAAAAAUAAAUACAUAUAAAGAAAGAAGUGUAUAUUUUUACAAUGGAGAGUAACAGUGAGUGGUAAUUUAUAGGGUUUGUAGCCAGAUUAUUAGUAAUGGCUAAGGCUUGAGCCUUGAAUAUUUUAAGAGGGUCGUCCGCCGCCCUUGUUGUACUCUUGGGGUUUUUUUUUUUUUUUUUUUUUUUUUUAAGGUUUUGGGGUUUCGGGUUUGGGGAUUUGAGUGUAAUUUUAACAAUGAUGGGGUGAAUUUUAUGGAUUGUAAUUUGUAAGUGGUUUCUUGAAUUGUAUAAAUAUUGUUUGUUCUAUGCAAUGUGCUAAGGAUCCAUUUUUAUUAA